Messenger RNA from Ipomoea triloba (trilobed morning glory), 1197 nucleotides. RefSeq names its product F-box only protein 8-like. The record is from RefSeq and is a predicted model, not a curated record. NCBI's taxonomy places the organism in Eukaryota, Viridiplantae, Streptophyta, Magnoliopsida, Solanales, Convolvulaceae. The coding region runs from base 1 to 1197 and encodes 398 amino acids. Gene Ontology annotation, molecular function: protein binding. The transcript has a single exon.
AUGGAAUACGCUUCAAAAAAAGUGAAGAAGAUGGACUGGGCUUCAUCAACUCCUGCUACUUCCAUAGCUUCUCUUCCCCAAGAAAUAAUUCUCAAAAUUCUCUCUAGUCUUCCUCCAAAAUCUGCAGUCUCUUUCAAGUGCACUUCUAAGUUCUUCCAUUCCUUUAUCCCUCAGCCGCACUUCGCGUUUAGAAUCCUCUUCUGGGUCUCAUCCACAAAUCUGUACACUGUGGGAUACACUACUGAAGAGAGCCAUGGAAGGCUCCAACCCACCAGUCUCCAAUGCUCAGCAGAAGGAGGUGGCAAGCUUUGCAGAUGGCGACUGGUUGGUUCAAGCUUUGCAGAUGGCAAGCUUUGUCUGUUCAACAGAAGUGGAGGGACCACUAUCUUGGACCUUAGUACAAGACAAUAUAUUUCUCUUCCCCAAACAUUUGUGGAGCCAAAGCCAGGUUGGGGGGACCUGUGGAUAAAAAUGGUUUCCAGUCCAGCCCUGGGUUUUGAUCAGGUGCCGAAAAGGUACAAGGUUUUGAAGUCAGAAUCAUACAGUAAUAAAACUCACCACUAUUACAAGGGUAUGUUGAAGGUUUUAACUCUUGGGGUGGAUGAAUCAUGGAGGGCAGUGACUACAGAAAACUCCUUCCUCCCUCACAAGCCCUAUGCUAGUGUUCAAAUUGAUGGUAUUAUCUAUUUGAUACAUUUUAAGAUAAAUUGCAGGAAUGCACAAGAAAUAGUUGUAUUUGAUAUUGAGACGGAGAAUUUAAUUGGGGUGAUACCUUUUCCCUAUAUAUUCCAACACUCAGGUGCUUAUCAUUCAUCAUGGGUGAAAUUAAAUGAUCGACUAGCUUUUAUUUAUGUUGAUGUAAAAAGGACCCGAAUAUUUGUUUGUACUUUGGAGAAAUCAAUGGGAUCGGAGUGGGACAAACAUGAAGUUCUUCUUACCUUGGAAGAGGCAAAAAUCAUUAGCCAAGCUGAAUCUAUGAGCUUUACCCCCAAUAGUACUGGGGAAAUUGUGUUCUUGAUUCGAGCUGGGAGCAUGCCUCUUACAAUUUUAAUUUAUGCAUGUGGAACACAAUUAUGGAGAAAGUUUGAGAUUAUUGGUUAUUCACCUUUUGAAAAUUUGAGAAGGAUGAUUGUGCAUGUUAUCAAGAUAAAGUAUAUUUUUCUGAAUAAAUUAGAAGAUGGAUCGGAUUCGAGUUAA